Naegleria fowleri is the source of this 669-nucleotide messenger RNA. RefSeq lists its product as uncharacterized. The coding region runs from base 1 to 669 and encodes 222 amino acids. The record is from RefSeq and is a predicted model, not a curated record. Gene Ontology annotation, cellular component: cytoplasm. NCBI's taxonomy places the organism in Eukaryota, Heterolobosea, Eutetramitea, Acrasida, Naegleriidae. The transcript has a single exon. Gene Ontology annotation, molecular function: glutathione transferase activity; glutathione binding.
AUGGUCCUCAAGCUUUAUGGUCUUUAUCGAUCCACUUGCACCCAACGUGUCGUUUUGACUCUCUUUGAAAAAGCUCUCCCAUUCGAGUACAUUCCAGUGCAGUUGUCUAAGGGUGAACAAAAACAAGAAUGGUUUUUGGAGAAACAACCUUUUGGAGUGGUGCAUGUCCUGGAGGAUGAUGGAUUCUUGGUGUAUGAAAGUAGAGCAAUUUGUCGAUAUUUGGAAACCAAAUACUCGAAUCAAGGAACUGAAUUAAUUCCCUUUUAUGGAAUCAAGAAGGAUGAUGUGAAAGCUCUUGGAAUCUUUGAACAAGGUGCCUCAAUUGAGACAAGCUAUUUUGAUUCCACUGCUUCUCCUCUCGUGUUUGAGUUGGUUUGGAAAGGUAUGAAAGGUCUUGGAGCUCCUGAUGAAGAACGUGUGAAAUUUCUCACUCACAAACUCACUCAGAAUUUGGAUGUCUAUGAAAAGAUCUUAUCCAAUCAGGAAUAUAUAGGAGGCGACAGGUUCACUUUGGCAGAUUUGUUUCACUUGCCUGUUGGAAAUUAUUUAUUUCAUCCAAAAGUCAAUUUGGGACAUUUGAUUGAGGAAAGACCUCAUGUGAGAGCUUGGUGGGAGAAGAUUAGUCAAUGUGAAUCAUGGAAACAAACUUUGAAAUUGUCAAGUCAAUAG